This is a messenger RNA of Polistes canadensis, 8301 nucleotides long. RefSeq lists its product as uncharacterized. The transcript has 21 exons. The record is from RefSeq and is a predicted model, not a curated record. Bases 1119 to 6281 code for a protein of 1720 amino acids. Lineage: Eukaryota; Metazoa; Arthropoda; Insecta; Hymenoptera; Vespidae. Gene Ontology annotation, cellular component: cytoskeleton.
GCGCUCGUCGCGCGUGUCGACGCUAGCGUCGCGGCUGGCCGUCCGCGUACUCCGGUCGUGUGUAAUUUCGUGUCCUCCGUGUUAACGGCUGGUCCGCCCGUAUUUUAACGAAAUUUUUUAAUUUUUUCGCGCCUCCGCGCGGUGACCUUCGUUUCUAAGGAAGGCUACGCGAUAUCACGUCGACGUCGAGGACGUAACGGCUGAUAAUGUCCGGCAUAUUUGCUGACAGCAUUGGAAAAAUAAGGAAAGCUAUUGGAAGAGGUGUUUUCUAGAGGCACAACAUACACGAGGUAGAGAGAAAGGAAGGAUAAAAAGAGAUAGAUACAUAUAUAUAUACAUACAUACAUCAUACAUCAUACAUACAUGUAUACAUACAUAUAUAGAUAGAUAGAUAGAAAGAUCAGUGUAAAUUAGUAUACGUCGAGUAAGGUGACCAUCUCGACGACGACGACGAAGACGACGGGAACGAUAACACAAGAGAACGACAACGACAAUAACAACGACUAAAGAGAGGAAGACGUGGACAAUUAGAAAAAGGAAAAGGAAGACAACGACAUCAUUCACGACGGCGACGGCGACGCAGACGAAGACGAAGACGGUAAGGACGAGGACGGCGGCGACGGUGACGGUGACGGUGUCGGCACGCAGUACGCACGCACGCGUAGAGGAAGGGCAUCGAAUAAGGGGAGGAGGAGGAGGAAAAGGAAGAGAAGAGGGAGACGGUGACACGGGGGGAGGAAUAAAAGGAGGAGGUCGUGAAGAAGAAGAAGGUGGAGGAGGAGAAGGAGGGGGAGGGGGAGGAAGAGAUUAAGCAGCGGUCGGUGGAGGAUCGGUUGGAAGAUCGGUCGGCGGUCGUCGUCGGGAGAGUGUGUAAUAGUAAGAUCGUAGUUACGGAAAGAAGAAUGCCGUGAAAUUGCGACGAUGACCGGUGAAAGAACGCACGUUGCGUUCAUGGAAAAUCAUCACUUUCGUUGUCGUCGUCGUCGUCGUCGCGAUAUUUUUCGUUUCGACGUGAUCUUUUGAUAAAAGAAUAAUAUACAGAGAGAGAGAAAGAGAGAAAGAGGGAGAUAAAAAGAAAGAAAGAUAAAGAAACAAUAGAAAAAAAAACAAGAAAAAGGAUGGACGAGAUACGAGGUUCGCCAGCACGUCGUCUUUCUCAGAUUCUCGAUCCGAUCGCACGUUUGGCGACGGAUUUUGGUUCGAGCUCUUCGGCACCUUGCAGUCCAAGACUCGGUGCACGAACACACGAGUCAACGAGUUCCGUAGCACACCACCAUCACCAUCACCACCAUCAGCAGCAGCAACAGCAACAACAGCAGCAGCAACAGCCGAGUACACCCGAGGGUAUCCGAAGGCAACAACAACAACAACAACAACAACAGUCGUCGUCAGUUGGUGUUUCCGAUUCGAGCCGAGUUUUGUCGAGUGGUCCUGACAGUCCUAGAUUAUGGCCUCGUCAAUUUCGUCAAGCACCCACGCCACCACCUAGACCUCGUAAUCAGAGCACCUCACCUCUGAACAACAAUAACAAUAACAACAAUAGUGGUACUAUUACUGCUGGUGCUGCUGUUGGUGCUGGUGCUACUGUUGCUGGUGCUGCUGUUGGGGGAAGUAACAUUGGUUCUUCUAUCGUACAUUCAAGAGAUUCGCCUUACGUAAACGUACCCAAUUUACUAUUUCAAAAGGAUAAAACUUACAAGGAUGCAGCUAGGAGCGCAGGUUACGUAGAAUUGCGCGAUCCAAAGAGCAACAAGUGUAGUCCUUACGAUUUCACAUCGGAAUCAAGCGGUCACGUUGAAUAUACCGAUAAAAGAACGUACGCCGCCCAAACGGAUUUCUCAUCUCAAACUAGUGCAACCACUACCACCACUACCACCUCUUACGAACCCAAGGAUUUGUCGGCCCUUGCCCGAGGUAGACCAACCUUUGAUCCUGGAUCCUCUACCAGGGCUCACUUCGAUAGAGCUUUUUCCUUCUCCGGUAGACAACCGGUGGAUCAUCAACAACAACAACAACAACAACAACAACAACAACAACAACAACAACAGCAGCAGUCUACGGGUAGAACGUUCGUCGAGAACAGAUUGUUUCUCGAUCAGAGGACCGCGGCAGAUGUAAAGAAGGAAAAACUUGAAACUAGACCCACGUAUGGAUCCUCCAAAAGUUUUGACGGUUAUUCGAGCGCCGUUGAAGAACUCAAUUGGCAAGAGAGAUGUCUCGAAUUGCAAUUGGAACUACAUCGUAGCAGAAAUCAAACGAUCAAAGUACGAGAUAUGCUUCGAGAAAAGCUCUCGGAGCUCGAGCAGCGUGUCUUGGAGGCCGAGGGCAGAGCCGAUGAAGCGGAGGAUAAGGUACGGAUGAUGGAGGAGCGGCUGGUGAAGGGUGAAUACUGCCUGAGCACAUCCGGCGUUGGUUCUCCGCCUCAUUCGUUGCCGUCAACUUCCGGCACACAGAAUGAAAAGCUCGAGGACGUUAGAUGUGCUUGCAUCUCGAAAUUAGAGACCCAGGUCGAGGAACAGAGACAAUUAAGACUGCAAGAUGCGAGACAAGUUGAGGCGAAAGCCGCUAGAAUAAAGGAAUGGGUUACCAAUAAGCUACGGGAACUCGAACAACAGAAUCAACAUUUGAGGGAGCAGAAUAACAAGUGCAAUCAACAAUUGGAAUUAUUGCGUAAUCACAUAACAAAUAUCGGUUUGAAACCACCUGCACCAACGAGGGCAUCCCUUUCAUUGGAAGUAGAUCCAACGUUGCGUAGACGAUCGGAAAGCUUAGAAGGGACACCACAGACCGUACCGGAAAACGUUCAAAGUUCCGUAGCCGAACCACAGACCGGUAGCAAGCACAGAAGACAUCUUUCCGCGUGUGGAACCAUUCAACGUGGAAUACCAACCACCAACAUGGAUUCGAGCUUACUCUCCGAGGAGUUAGCGGCAGCCGUGGAAAAUUUGGUGAUGCUGCCCAAUAUACCAGGUGUUUCCGAGACUAGUGGUAGAGACAGUGGUAGCUCUGAGGCUGUGCACGAUUACGCGGAGAUUUAUACGCCAAGUAGAGAAGGAAUGAAUUGGGGACAGAACAGUGGACAAGGUCCCAGACCACCUACACCGCCUCUUCAUAGAUUUCCCAGUUGGGAAGCAAAGAUAUAUCAGGUGGCAGACGGUGGUCUUGGCAUCGGUCCACCAACGAAUGAAGAAUCGGCACCAUCUUCGAUGACUAACACAACCAGUUCAUCGAAACAUUCUCAAGCUACUACUGGACAUAAUUUAACGGCACAUAAUUCUCAAGGCUAUUGCGAUAUAUCGGUUCCAGUAUAUGCUACUGUUAAAGGACGUGCCAGCCAAAUCAGAUCAAUGCCGUUUGGUGACAGUUCCGAUGACAGUUCGGACGGUGAAGAACAUCCGAAUCAAACGGAAACCAAUACUAGAAUUACCAAUAGUUCUUCAGAUAAUACAGAUUCUUCUCUCGGUAGUGGGAGUAGUCCAUCGAAAAGCGUGAAAACGACUAGCAGUUUAAGUCCAGCGAAAAGAAGCUCCAGUGGUUCUCCCAGUAAAAGCGUAAAACGUGAUACCUCACUUGAAUCUGGCUUGUCAGAAGAUUAUGCCAUACCACCUGACGCAUUGAGCUCGACGUCUCUCGAGUCAAGCAUGCCUAGUCUUUUGAUGCGAGUUUCCGGUGAAAGUCCUAAGAAACAGGAAUCUUUAGAAAAGACUGGACACUUGGCUAAACUUGGUGGAAAGUUGAAAACUUGGCGUAAGAGAUGGUUCGUUUUAAAGAACGGAGUGCUCACUUAUUGGAAAAGUCAGAAUGACGUCAAUAGAAAACCUCAGGGUCAAAUUGUGUUGGAUGAAGUUUGCAGGAUAAAUAGGGCGGAAGGUGCUGCUACUUUCGAAAUUUCUACCGGCAAGAAGACCUAUUAUCUAACUGCGGAUUGCAUUGCGACGAUGGAAGAUUGGAUUAGAGUUCUACAGAAUGUACAAAGGCGGAACGCAACUAAAUUACUUCUCAGUAAGGAAGACAACAAACCUACGAUACAGGGCUGGUUGACUAAAGUCAAAAAUGGCCACGCCAAGAAGUGCUGGUGCGUUCUCAUUGGAAAAAUGUUCCUGUAUUUUAAGUGCCCAAACGAUACGAAUCCUAUCGGUCAGAUAAAUAUGAGAGACGCCAGAGUGGAGGAAGUGGAGCACGUGUCAGACAGCGAUAGCGAGGAAAGAGACGCCGAGUGUCCUCACGAAAGAACGAUUGGAAUCUUUCCAACGCAUCAAGGUCCUACGUAUUUGUUAAUGCCUCACAAACAGGAUAAAGACAAUUGGUUAUACCACUUGACGGUUGUCUCGGGUGGUGGACCAAGCGCGGGAACUCAAUACGAACAGUUGGUGCAAAGGUUAAUGGAAACUGAUGGUGAUCCUAGCUGUGUACUCUGGAGACAUCCUCUUUUACUUCAUACGAAGGAAAAUAUUACCAGUCCGUUAACUAGUUUGACAUCCGAAGCCUUGCAAACAGAAGCUAUUAAACUUUUCAAGGCUUGUCAGCUGUUUAUGUCGGUUGCGGUAGAACAAGCAGGCAUUGAUUACCACGUGGUCCUGGCACAAAAUGCGUUACAGCAAUGCCUAGAUCAGCCUGAACUUCAAUCGGAAUUUAUAUGCGCAUUGGUAAAGCAGACAAGUCGUCACACACAACACCGUUUGGGCGUACAGGUAAAAAAGGCCGCCAGACUUGUGUCGCUGGGUACUGCGCGCGUUCAGCUCCUCCUCUGCGCCACGCAAUCGCUCUUCACCUGCGAUACGCAAAGUCCCGCGGCAAAUGGCAGCGGUGAAAAUGCGGACGCACAAUCGACGGCCUCGUCUUCUCACAGUCCUCCGCUCACGCAGGGCCACUCUACAUCGACUAUCUUGGAUUGCAAAACUAAUCCUGCCCAGUACGUUCUUAUCCAAGGAUGGCAGCUACUUGCACUGGCAGUCUCGCUAUUUCUGCCAAGGAACAAUCGGCUUUUGUGGUAUUUGAAGUUGCACUUGCAAAGGAAUGCUGACAGCAAAACGGAAUGUGGUAAAUACGCAGCCUACUGCGAGAGAGCUUUGGAAAGAACACUGCAGAACGGUGGAAGGGAAGUUAAACCAUCACGUAUGGAAGUACUUUCUAUAUUGAUGAAAAAUCCAUACCAUCAUUCCUUGCCACAUGCUAUACCUGUACACUUCUUAAAUGGCACUUAUCAAGUAGUCAGUUUCGAUGGUAGCACUACGAUAGAGGAAUUUAUAAAUACGUUAAAUCAAGAGAUUGGUUGUCGGGACGUACAUCAGUCGGGUUUUACAUUAUUCAGUGAUGAUCCUAUAGAAAAAGAUCUCGAACAUUUUAUCGAUCUUCAAGCGAAGCUUUGUGAUAUUAUUUCGAAAUGGGAGACAGCUUUGCGCGAAAAAAGAUCGGGUAAAUUUGAAAAUACUAGAGUUAUACAAUUGACGUACAAAUCGCGAUGUUAUUGGAGGCAAGCAGCUAAAAUGGAAACCGACAGGGAAAGAUUAUUACUGUGUUAUCAAGUAAAUCAACAAGUAGUACAAGGAAAAUUUCCUUUGAACCGUGAUCUUGCUUUUGAGCUUGCAUCAUUGAUGGCACAGAUCGAUUUUGGGGAAUACAAUAACGACAAAGCACGUGGAAGCGGUCCUGGAAGUAAUCCGCAUCAUUUAGUUUAUCAAGCAUUAGAUAAAUUUUUUCCAAUACGCUAUCGGAUCAACAUCACUGGUGAUCAAUUGAGAGAAUUACAGGAGAAACUUCAAGAAAAAUGGAUCGCUUUACGAGGACGCAGUGUAUUAGAUUGUGUUCGUAUAUAUUUAACGUGUACCAGAAAGUGGCCUUUUUUCGGAGCUACACUUUAUCAAGCUAAAUUGAAACAAAAUGAUCCGGUAACCGUUUGGAUAGCAGUUAACGAAGAUAGCGUAACGUUACUCGAAUUACAAACAAUGGCAGUAAUGUGCCGUUAUAAUUACGCAAAUAUAGUCACUUUUGGAGGCUGUUUAGAUGAUUUCAUGCUGGUUGCUUGCCCAGACGAGGGUGCCGCGGAACAAAAACUUCUUUUCGCUCUUUCCAAACCGAAGAUAUUAGAGAUAACGCUAUUAAUAGCUGAUUACAUGAAUGCACUUGGACACGCUUUACCUGGCACCCCUCAAAUGAAUACUUUAACACGCAAUGGUUCACACAGAUCUAUAAAAUCGACUCUUAGACCUGCUACUGGUUCAAGUUGUCUUCCAACACAGCCGGAUAUUUUGAAAUCAACUCCAGAUCACCAAAGACCUUAAAAAGACUGGUUGGAUUAUAUUUGAGAAUGAUGUGAAAGAAUGUGUUUACUGACUUAUCAAAGUUUGACCGAUUGACCGAUUGUCAAGGCACUAACUUUAUAUACAAAGGUAUAAUCUAUUGUAUUAUAAGGAUAAAAAAAAAGAAGAAAAUAGCAGACAAACUAUUUGUGCGAAUGGUAUAUCAGAUAGCACUAGAACGAGAGAGAGAGAGAGAGAGAAAGAGAGAAAGAGAGAGAGAAAGAGAGAGAGCAGUGAGUGCAGCAGUUAUUUUGGUUGUGUUUUGUGUAAAUUAGAAUGGAAGCUUGUAGAUGACUUUUGUGUAAAUAUUUAACGGCGCAUAUAGCACAGAGAGACCAUAUACCAUGUGUAUAUAUGGUGCAACAGAAUGACUGAAAAUUACUCGAAUCGAUUUGUAACACUGCCUAAUUAGUAUGUCUAAUUACAUCGAAUAAUUUCAUGUUAAAAAGCUGAGCAUCGUGCGGAAACGUUUUGCUACCGUAUUUAUAUACCAAAUACGAAUCUCUAGUAUAAAAUACUAAAUUUAUGUGAUGUAUCACGUACUAUGUACAUAUAUAUUAAUCAGAAUUACUGAAUGUGUUUAGAAAUUUAGUAUUAAAACAAAAUAAUAAUAACUAUAAGAAGAAGAAAAAAGAAAUACGCAGAUAAAGAAAAAGUAAUAUGCGAUAACUACUACUCUCUGAUAGGAGAGAGAGAGAGAGAGAGAGCAUGUCGAAUAAAAAUAAAAAUUAAUAAUAAAUAAAAAAAAAAAGACAAGAAAAUGUACUUCUUGCCAAACAAAGUGCGGUAAUAAUACAACAGCUUUUGUACAACUCGUAUGUGAAAAAUCAAUUUAACAAAAACGGUGUGAAUUGAACUGAAUUCCUAUACUGUCAGAGCACAGAAAAAAAAAAAGAUGUUUUUUGAGAUGCUAUUGAUUUGGAGACAUUUUGACAAUUUUUCUUCCGCGUAUCGUAUUAUCUGUUAAAAAAUGAUUAUGAAUACCGAACGACGACGAGGAUAAGGAAUAUAAAGAGAAGCUAUUGUUUUUUCAAUCACUUCGACGACGGACCUCGGAAAAGAUUUUUUCUAUAUACCGAAAGUAAUGUGACAAAACUUCUUAUAUAUUGUAUUAUUAUAUAAUUCUGAUAAAAUAGCUAGUCUCAUAUAGUUUAUAUUUAUUUAAUAUGUAAACGAAUAUCUUUUUGUUUAUAUAAAGACACGACCAAAUAGAUGUAAAGGGGAACAUAUUUUAUUUAACAUUUUUAGCAUCGUUCCUGCAUAGUAAAAGAAAACACAAACGCAAAAGAAAUACACAUUAUUCGAAUUUUAAUUUAAUAUUCUCUCUUAUAGAAGUUUUGUACCCGGCUUGAACGUGUGUCCUACGUAACUAGUUAAUGUCUUCCUUCUCAUUAGUAAAACACAAGCGAAUAUAUAAAGUUGAAGUAGGGCUUGAUCGUACAAUACGUACAAAACUUCUAUAAUUUGAUAUUAUUAUUUGAGAUAGGCUGAGUAUGAUCGUGCCUCAUCCCUUUGAGCAGAAUAGACGAAUAAAUAAUAUCUAUGCACAGCUUCGUUUGGCGCAUUAAAGAUUUAUAUAAAUUAUUCGAGAUCCUCAGAAAAAAUACUGGAAACAGUACAAAGAUAUGCAAGAACGACACUUUGUCCUUAAUUUUUAUAAUACGCAAACUAAAUACUAUUAUGUAGGUGCUUAGCACCUUUGUAUCAUGAUGCAGUGAAAUCAUUCAUUCUGUAAAUAUCAUAUAUUAGGCUUAAGUUUUUAAAUGUAGUAGAGUCAAUAUGGAGAAGAAGAAGACAGCCAUUAAAUAACAAUCGUCAUGAAAAAAUUAUUCAACCUGUAUGUCGUAGAUGGCUGUCUAUAGUAUUCUACUAAGCCUACCAUCUUACAUUUCUAUUUAUUAUUUAUUCGCAUAAAGUGGCGCAUAAAGGCAUGAUGAGCGGUGACAAGCAGGAAAUAUUGUACUAUUGUACAGAAAAGCAAAAUAAACUGCUUGAAUCUGCG